Messenger RNA from Arachis ipaensis, 423 nucleotides. RefSeq lists its product as uncharacterized. Lineage: Eukaryota; Viridiplantae; Streptophyta; Magnoliopsida; Fabales; Fabaceae. The record is from RefSeq and is a predicted model, not a curated record.
AUGGACUUUGUACCAGGUUUGCCAAGGACUAGAGCAAGAUUUGAUGCGGUGUGGGUGAUUGUUGAUCAUCUGACGAAGUCUGCUCAUUUAUUGCAUAUGUAUGACUUAUUCUUUGGAGGAAUUAGCAAGAGUCGUCAGAAAAGAUAUGCUGAUCGAAGGCAGAAGCCUUUAGAGUUUAAAGAGGGUGACCACGUGUUCUUAAAAGUUAUUCCAACUACGGGUGUGGGUAGAGCGAUAAAGACAAAGAAAUUGAAUCUCCGUUGCAUUGGUCUGUUUCAAAUUCUGAAGAGGAUUGGGCCAAUAGUGUAUCAGAUGGCUUUGCCAGCACAUCUUUCAAACCUGCAUGAUGUAUUCCACAUUUCGCAACUUCAGAAGUACAGUUUUGAUGCAACUCAUGUGAUAGAUCCCGAAUCAGUUCAGUGA